CCCACCUUGCAGUUGAUAAUGUUUGGCCGGGACGAGUCACCUGGUAGUACUAAUCAUGUGACCAUGCCUCUUUUGUUGCAGCUGCUAUUGACUGGCAUUUGGCCUUCAUGCUACGAUAACGUCCUACUUGAAAGAUUUCAACAAAUCGUCAUCCUCUAACAACCCUUGCCUAUAUUUCCGAGCGACGGUUAUGCGAUACAAUAAAAUCCCUCUGACCGAAGACGCCGCGCUCCCUUCCCCUUCUCCCAACAACCACCUCUUGCAGCCUCCGUCUGGCCAGAUCAUUCGACCAAAACCCUCAGCUUCUGCGCCCACGUAUCCCUCGGCCGCGGCAGCCUCUUUGCCUUGAGAAUCUCCUGCAGCUCCAAUGUUAAAUCCACCUCAGGGGGGUCCCACGGAUUGCGGUAAAAGACCACGCGAUACCUGCAGUACAGUAGUUGCCAAGGUGCGGGCUGGCAGGGGUGGUAGGUAUAGCAGUUCAGGCUGGCAGGUCUCAAUAGCAGUUCUCUUGAUUCUUAACUAGCUACUCGGGUCAGGCUAUUCUUAGGUUUAUAGACAAGACAUAGCUCGAGGAGCUACAACAGGGUCAGGGAUGAGUCGGGAGGUUAGGCAGGUUGUGCGUCACGUGCGGGGCGGUCAGGGUCAGCCGUAUGUUUGGGUAGACGGGGUAGGCAGGGUAAGUGUAAGGACUAAUAUCCUUACAACCUUCGCGAUAAGCUUAUCGCGAAGGAACAUCAACUACCCCUGCGAGAAUAGGAUGAGAGAUCACGUGAGAGACUAGGCG
Aspergillus homomorphus CBS 101889 is the source of this 784-nucleotide messenger RNA. RefSeq lists its product as uncharacterized. The coding region runs from base 191 to 349 and encodes 52 amino acids. The record is from RefSeq and is a predicted model, not a curated record. Lineage: Eukaryota; Fungi; Ascomycota; Eurotiomycetes; Eurotiales; Aspergillaceae. The transcript has a single exon.